Molecule: messenger RNA, 497 nt
Organism: Orbicella faveolata
Lineage: Eukaryota; Metazoa; Cnidaria; Anthozoa; Scleractinia; Merulinidae
Source: RefSeq, a predicted model, not a curated record
UUAACAUCGCACAGACCUCGGUAGGCUGAGGUUGUCGGAAGCAAGUAACGUAUUUAUCAUGAAGGUCGUGAUUGUCUUUAUUGCUGCCAUAAUUUUUGGAGCGUUGGGAGGAAACUCCGCUGAGGGUUUGACAUGCAACUAUUGCCAUAGUUCCACGUCGAUGGAUGACUGCACUGAAUCUCAAGAGGUCCAGCAGUGUUCGCAUGGGGAAACACAUUGUGGUGAAAUGUACGCCCAGCCGAAAGACGUGGAGUUCUUUGUGAAAGCAUGCAUACCGGAAGACCUUUGCUCGACUUAUUGCAAAGAUGGAUACAAUGAAGAGGGGGGAUUUAACUGCGAAUUAUACUGCUGUGAAGGAGACCUCUGUAACUGAGCAUUGCUCUAAAAGUGUGCCCUAAAAUGGCGCCGGUAAAAUUUAGCUGUUAAUAAAUGGCAAACAUUUAACAAGAGUUGACUCAGUAAAAUAAAAUUAAACUGCAAUGUUAUCUGUUAUGCCU